AUGCGUGCAGCCGGAGAGAGUACUUCUCACACCUCAGCAGCAAGUAAUUCGUCGCCUGCUGCUGUGGACAGUCCACGUGGUAAUUCACCACGUGCGACAGGUACAUCCGCUGCGUCUGUAGCGGGCACUGCGAAUCGCAACGUAGAUGAGUCUGAAAUAGAGCUCAUCUAUCCCGGCGAGUCGGAUGAUGCACCUACUCGAAGGCGACACCUCACGCCCCCGGAUAAUCCGGGGCGGACACUGCAAGAGCCAGGUUGA
Messenger RNA from Peronospora matthiolae, 258 nucleotides. The record is from the annotation of a GenBank genome assembly. Lineage: Eukaryota; Oomycota; Peronosporomycetes; Peronosporales; Peronosporaceae.